Messenger RNA from Tetrahymena thermophila SB210, 528 nucleotides. RefSeq lists its product as hypothetical. The record is from RefSeq and is a predicted model, not a curated record. The transcript has 2 exons. Lineage: Eukaryota; Ciliophora; Oligohymenophorea; Hymenostomatida; Tetrahymenidae.
AUGGGCUGCUGCUAAACACUUGAUCCAAGGCCUCCAUAUAGUUAUAUUUAGUAACCUUAAUUGUAGUUUUAAUAGGUAAAAGAAAAAAGAUAGCAAAUAGUUGUUGAGCCUACAUUUAUUUCAUCAACUAAUGUUGCUCAAACAAAGCAAAAAGAUAUCAGAUUAGAAAGACUUCUUUAAGAAUAAUCUUUUGUUGAGGAUUAUAGGUGCGAUUUUAUUAUUAACUAUCUCGUAAUUGAUAAUAUCGAGCAAUACCACUCUGUCAGAGGAGAUCUUUACUUAUUUGAUAGAAUUUUAUAUUUUUAUUGUCCUGCAUAAACAUAAGUGCAUCCCUAUGGCGAAUUCAUAAGAUAUAUGGAAAAGGAUUAAAUCAAACUAAUUAUCAGAUAAACAAACGACACAUUUAGAUUUAUUUUAAAAAACGACCAAGAGUUUAUGUUUAAAGUUUGUAAACAGAGCGAUUUAUUUGCAAUUACAGAAAGAUUAGUAUAAAUAGCUAAAUAAUUAGGGCUAGUGUCCUAAUUAUGA